GAUUGAUCUGACUCACUGAAAAGAGCCGGAACUCCCACUACUCUGUGUGUUUGUUGCCUGUGACUGACUGACCGAGUUCAUCAUGGCUGAGGAGUUUGUGAAAGCCCAAAUUAAAGGAGACAAAGUGGUUGUGUUUCUGAAACCAACGUGUUCUUACUGCAUUCUUGCCAAAGACGUGCUGUCCAAAUACAGCUUCAGGUCCGGGCGUUUAGAGCUCAUCGACAUCAGCGUUCUGGACAACAUGGGCGCCAUUCAGGACUACUUACAGCACCUUACCGGCGCCAGGACUGUGCCACGUGUAUUUAUAGGUGAGGAGUGUAUCGGAGGAGGCAGCGACGUGGAAGGGCUUGACAGAAGUGGAAAACUGAAGGGCAUGCUGCAGAAAAUCGGAGCGCUGCAGUGACAAGAUGAUGGCCGUGCUGCUUGCAGGAGGUCACAUGAUGCUGCAGCGGGACUUGCGCAACUGCCGUCUGCGUUGCUGGUACUCGCUGAGCUCCUGCAGGUAGCCUCUGGAGGGCCAGCGCAGCCGUUCCACCUGCUCCCGCUCCUCCUCUGUCCAACAGCAGCACUAUGACCAUGAAGAAAACACAGCGACAACCCCCUCACCCCCGCCACAUAUCCACGCAAUGCCUCUUCACCAUGUACCUUAUUCUUUACUAAUCACUUUAACGCAUCGAGACAGUACAUGAAGAUAAAGCUGCAUUUUUAUAUUGUAGCAUUUGAAUACCAUCAUGGAUCUCCUAUGCGCAUAUAUAUAUAAAUUUUUCAUAAUCUGUUUAAAAUGUUAUUGACUGAAGUGCAUCGAAAUGUCUGUUAAAGUACCCCUGAGCAUGUUUCAAAUAAUUAAAAAUAAUU
Molecule: messenger RNA, 855 nt
Organism: Neoarius graeffei (lesser salmon catfish)
Lineage: Eukaryota; Metazoa; Chordata; Actinopteri; Siluriformes; Ariidae
Gene: glrx
Product: glutaredoxin (thioltransferase)
Exons: 3
Coding region: 83-403 (106 amino acids)
Source: RefSeq, a predicted model, not a curated record